UCAAGGUCAUACAUUUUGCUGGACAAUUAUUUGUGUAUCCUUGUUGUAAGAAAACCUCAGCUUCAUGAGUCCGUAUCGUUCUUUAUCGGUUUUAUUUUCAGAUGGGGUGAGCUAGAAUGUCAUUGGGCGUUAAUUCUAGAAGAAAAAUGCCGCGAGGACACCAUUCUGUGAGAUUCACUAGUGACGAGAUGCCAAAGUACAAAUCACUUUCUUCGUCCCAGGACUAUGGGAACUCCACGGACUCGAGCGCCCCGUACGGGCCGCAGUCCUGCCCCAUGCACGACUCCGGAGCCCCCAGCCCCGACGUCUGCGUGUUCCAGCCAGCAGCGCAGAGGUACCGGCUGAAUGAACAACGAAUAAAGCUGCUGACGUCGAUCAAUCAGAUCGUUCAACAGCGCGUAGACCUGGAGUCGAACAGAGUCACGCUCUCCAAUCUUCUGGACGAGUUGAGAAGGAAGCUUAAGAGAAGAAUAGAUGACUGCCACACCGAGAAGAAGGAACGGAUGAAAGCAUUGAAACAGGCCAAUCACAGACUGGAAAAAGAGAAGUUCAACAUUGUGUCAGAGAUUGAGCAUCUGAAGAGGCACCUGGAGAAGGAGGAGAACCACCACCUCCAACACGCCAGGGCGGCUGUCGCUCAGGCUAUCCAGGGAGUGGUGACGAAAUGCCCGCCGCCAGACAGCCUCUUCCACCAGUGUUCUAUGGCAGACCUGCCUAAUGUGGUUAGCAGAAAUGUUGCCAAGAAUGCACCAUCUAGGAACGCUGAUAAUAAGCUGGCAGCCGCGCGUCUGAUGCGCGACAUUGCUGAGCUGAGGCAGCGCGUGGCUCAGGUGGAGGCGCGUCUCGCUACGGAACUACGGCGUAAGAGACAAGCGGAGUUGGACAUCAUCCGCCUUCGUAAAGAGCUCUCCAACACGAAGACAUACGUCGCUUCGCUGCGGAUGCCGCCGCCGCCUCUGCGCAAGCAAUGCUCCAAGUUCGCUUAGAAUAUACGA
Molecule: messenger RNA, 995 nt
Organism: Trichoplusia ni (cabbage looper)
Lineage: Eukaryota; Metazoa; Arthropoda; Insecta; Lepidoptera; Noctuidae
Exons: 7
Coding region: 117-986 (289 amino acids)
Source: RefSeq, a predicted model, not a curated record